CGCGAUCACAAGAAGAUGCACGCCGCCGCCGCCGUGCUGAGGGUCGCUGUGGUAGGCCUGCUGGUGCUAGUCCUAGCCCACCCGCCUCUCGCCGCCGCGCUUCGCCCCCUCAGGGAGCGUGUCGCGUCCGCCGGAGCCGCCGCCUCCACCGGAUCCUGGGCCGAUGAGCAUGCCUUCUUCAAGAGGGAUGACAAUGACGUGAGUCCGUAUUCAUGGAAUAUUACAGGAACAUAUAAAGGAACUUGGACCUUUGCUGCUGCCACAAAUGGUUCCUCUAGAUUUCUUGAGUUCGUGACAUCUAAGGGUGACUCCGUCUUGGAAUUAUUGAGCACACCAACAAAGAUAAGUGGGGUACACUAUGUUCAGGGAACAAUCACAUUCCAUGAUGUUAUUGAUAAUGCUCAUGAUCGUGGGCCUGCUCAAAUAAGAUUAGAAGGCGUGUAUAUAUGGCCUUUUAGGCAACUCCGUAUGGUCGCAAACAGUGGCGCAGACGGUGAACCACUUCAAGAAGAGGAUUACUUUUUGUCAAAUCCGUACCAUUUGCUAAGGAUUUUCUCCUCUCAAGUGUUCCAAGAUUCUUCUGAAGAGAAGAACCGAAGGAAGAAUUCUCUCACAUAUGACAUGGAGAAACAUUGUAACAUAGAAAUUGCCGCUAAGGUGGUCCAGGUGUCGUCUAACCAAAAUGAAGGAGAGCAUGAGAAGUACCGUUUGGAGGGCUUGAUGGAAAGUCCUGCAGUGGAUGAUGAUGGAGAGUGCUUCUCAUCUCUCUUACUAAAUGCAACAUCAUUGAAUGUUGAAGCUUACUACAACAAAGCAGUGAAUUAUACACUGAUGGUCACUUUCAUCUCGUUUCUCCAAGUUUUGCUGCUUAUUAGACAAAUGGAACAUAGCAACACUCAAUCUGGAGCUGCUAAGGUUUCUAUUCUUAUGAUUGGGCAACAAGCUAUCAUGGAUGCAUAUCUUUGUCUACUGCAUUUGACUGCUGGGAUAUUGGUUGAGUCUCUAUUCAAUGCCUUUGCAACAGCUGCCUUCUUCAAAUUCGUUGUUUUUUCUAUUUUUGAGAUGAGGUAUCUCCUUGCUAUAUGGAAAGCAAGUAGACCGCUGAACAGUGGAGAAGGUUGGGAAGUAAUGAGGCGAGAACUGUCUGUUCUUUACAGCCGCUUUUAUGGCAUUCUUCUGGGAGGAAUCCUUCUCAUGUAUGAAUUGCACAAUUUCUUACGGCCACUUCUGUUCCUGAUGUACUCCUUUUGGAUUCCUCAAAUUGUCACGAAUGUCAUCCGGGAUACAAGAAAACCCCUGCACCCUCAGUAUAUUUUAGGCAUGACUGCUACCCGGGUUGCCAUCCCGCUAUAUAUAUUUGGUUGCCCUAGCAACUUCAUGCGCAUUGAGCCCGAUAAGAAAUGGUGCAUCGCUGUGACAGUAUUCAUGGGUAUCCAAGCAGCAGUGCUCCUGCUACAGCAUUAUCUUGGUUCUCGAUGCUUCAUUCCUCGCCAGAUCCUCCCUGAGAAAUACUGCUACCACAGAAAGGUUGAGGAUAACGCAAAUCAGCCGAUUGAUUGUGUUAUUUGCAUGACUACAAUUGAUCUUACCCAAAGGACAAGUGAAUACAUGGUGGCACCUUGCGAGCAUAUAUUCCACUCUGGAUGUUUACAGCGCUGGAUGGACAUCAAGAUGGAGUGCCCAACUUGCAGGCGCUCUCUGCCGCCAGCCUAGAGGAGCAAUCCUUUGUACAAUAUAUAGUUAACAAGUAGGUAGCCCAGCUUAUACAAGGUAUUGCAACCUUUACAUCGCUUGUUGCUUCCCCUAUCCAGAAAAGCAGGUUUGUAUCCCACAAUUCACUGUCCCGUGCUUUCCUAUAGGUGGGAAUUGAGGUGCAAUAAGACAAGGCUGCAAUCGUGAUCCAUUUCUCAAAGAUAACUGUAGAAAUUUGUGCUUUCAGUUUCAGGUCUUUGUUGUAAAAAAUCUUGUACCAAGUAUUGCACGGAGAAAUCUUCCUUAGGCCUGCAUCUCA
Messenger RNA from Lolium rigidum, 2011 nucleotides. Its product is annotated as transmembrane E3 ubiquitin-protein ligase FLY2-like. The record is from RefSeq and is a predicted model, not a curated record. NCBI's taxonomy places the organism in Eukaryota, Viridiplantae, Streptophyta, Magnoliopsida, Poales, Poaceae. The transcript has 14 exons. Bases 16 to 1713 code for a protein of 565 amino acids.